AUGCCGUUAGGCACUGCUGCAGACCCUGUCAGUAUGUUACCUGGAAGUUUGGGAAGAGGGAGCUGGUGUAACGAACAUGAUACGAUCCACAAACGCUUAGAUAUUAUUGAAGAGAAGGUAAUAAAAACAGUGGAGCAUCUAGAAUCAGAAGUCAAAUCGCUCCUCAACAUCAUCAGUGAGACAACAUCAAAUAUCCCCAUUGCUCCAGGAACCCCACUUAUAGACAUUUUUGAUGGUAAGUAUCUAGUGGGAUAUAACCUAAACUGA
This is a messenger RNA of Haliaeetus leucocephalus (bald eagle), 267 nucleotides long. It is a transcript of the gene PLAC9, whose product is annotated as placenta-specific 9. The transcript is spliced from 3 exons. Lineage: Eukaryota; Metazoa; Chordata; Aves; Accipitriformes; Accipitridae. Bases 1 to 267 code for a protein of 88 amino acids. The record is from RefSeq and is a predicted model, not a curated record.